This is a messenger RNA of Cydia fagiglandana, 2581 nucleotides long. RefSeq names its product sphingolipid delta(4)-desaturase DES1 (gene ifc). Lineage: Eukaryota; Metazoa; Arthropoda; Insecta; Lepidoptera; Tortricidae. Gene Ontology annotation, cellular component: membrane. Gene Ontology annotation, molecular function: sphingolipid delta-4 desaturase activity. The transcript has 7 exons. The record is from RefSeq and is a predicted model, not a curated record. The coding region runs from base 167 to 1132 and encodes 321 amino acids. Gene Ontology annotation, biological process: ceramide biosynthetic process.
GCACACUCGCCGUCUAGCUAGGAUUAGGCGAUUUGCGUUUAGAUACAAACCAAGUUUGCCCUAUUAUCUCUAGUUCACGGUUACAUUCUAGUGAUACCUAACGUAUCUUCCGUAAAUCGUUACCUUCGCGUAUUCCAAUGUGGUACUGAACGUUCGAAUUUUAAGUAUGGGUGCUAAAGUGUCCCGAACGGAUUUUGAGUGGGUCUACACCGAGGAGCCUCACGCUAGCCGCCGGAAAAUUAUUUUAGAAAAAUAUCCGGAAAUCAAACAGCUCUUCGGCUACGACCCCAACUUCAAAUGGGUGGUGACCGGCAUGGUGCUAGUCCAGCUUAUAACACUACCCUUCAUCCAGUACCUCAGCUGGCCGACGCUCAUAGUGGUAGCCUACUGCUUCGGCGGAGUUAUCAAUCAUUCUCUCAUGUUAGCAAUCCACGAAAUCGCACACAACCUAGCAUUCGGCCACGCCCGGCCAAUGGCUAAUAGACUAUUUGGGUUCUUCGCAAAUCUACCCGUUGGGGUACCCGCCUCUAUCAGCUUUAAGAAGUACCACUUGGAACAUCACAGAUACCAAGGCAUAGAAACCAUUGACACAGACCUUCCAACCCUCGUAGAAGCGAAACUCUUCAACACUACCUUCGGCAAGUUCAUCUGGCUGAUUCUCCAACCCCUCUUCUACAUGGUGCGGCCGCUGGUGGUCCGCCCGAAGCCUCCAGAGCCUCUGGAACUGGUCAAUGUUAUCAUACAGCUGUUCUUUGACGCCUGCGUGGUGCAACUUUUCGGAUGGAAAGCGUUGUGGUACCUCAUCAUUGGAUCCCUCUUGGCGAUGGGUGUCCAUCCAGUAGCAGGGCACUUCGUGUCAGAGCACUACAUGUUCAAGAAAGGUUUUGAGACGUACUCGUACUACGGUGCGCUGAAUUUCAUCACUUUCAACGUUGGGUACCACAUGGAACACCACGACUUCCCUGCGGUACCAGGCAGUAGGCUACCAGAGGUAAAACGCAUUGCCGGUGAGUUUUACGAUGAUUUACCACAACACCACAGCUGGGUGUCCGUGCUAUACGACUUCGUUAUGGACCCCGACAUCGGACCCUACGCGAGGAUCAAACGCAAGGAGCGCGGUUUGGAGAGCUAAGCUCUUUUCAAUAGAGCACAGCUCUUUUCAAUAGAGCACAGCUCUUUUAUACAGAGCACAGCUCUUUUAUACAGAGUUCAGCUCUUGACUUACCAGCAAGAUUUUCGGCAAAGAAAAUUUAUUGUAUCACAUGUGUGAGGGAUUAACUUUUUGUGUUGUUAUUCUGUCCCGUCACCCAGGGGACAAUUACUAUUGCACAGUUUAGGAAAAUGUGAUAUGUCGGUUGUGGACUACCUGGUCCACUAUCCUUUCGUCUGACACACUCCCCUAGGGAAUGUCUAGACUUGACACAUCUUGUACAAUCAAUGAUUUUUUGCUUUCAAGCAAAAAAUCAUUCAUCACCUGAGUUUGCCCGAUUUCUUGGACUGACAAAAAGAGUUAACCAAAAAAUGUAAUUUUAUCAAUUUUGCAACGACAAAACUGAUAUUUUUUGUAUAUUACUUUGGGGUCAUCCAUUAAUUACGUCACACGAAUUUCUAGGUUUUUUGUGCCCUCCCCCCUCCUUGUUACACUUGGUCACAUUUGGCAAACCUAGUGUGACGUCACAUUUUUUUCUACGAAAUCGCCAAAUCGAAUUAAGUAAGUACCUAAGUAUUAUUAAUGUUUUAUCAAAAUAUUUUUGACGAUAUAAAUAUUAGUAAUUUUAUAACCCAAAACUGCUUAGGAAAGAAAAGUAAACGAAUAAAAACGAUUAGCGUUUUAAAAACUUGUUAUUUAAAUGUACAGCGCAUAAAAUAAUUUAAAAAAAAUUUCGGUUACUGAUGAAGUUAAAGUGACGUCACAAAGGUUGUGUCUCCCCCCUCCCCCAUGUUACAAUAUGUCCCAUUUUCUUGACCCCCUCCCUCCCCCUUAACGUGUGAUGUAAUUAAUGGAUGACCCCUUUAUGAGGUUAAAGUAUAUCAACAUAUUACAAAAAUAUGCCUAAAGGCUUACUUUUCUUUAGAUUUGUGUAAAUAUUAAAUAGUAUCAGUACUAUAAAGUGAUACUAUAAAAAUAUGUGAUUUGGGUACCUACAUAUUAAUCGUAUUAUUUUGUAAAACCCUCUGAAUUUUUUUGAUCUAAGAAUUUAAACCAGUGGUUAUACCAAUGUUUUUUUUUGCAUUUUAUAUAUGUAUUUAAUAUAGGGUACAUCGCCAAUUAUUAGCCAGUUUUCAAUUACUGGCCACCUAUACUAAAAUGAAUUCUGUGUAUAGGUGAAUAGAACUCAUUUUUGUAAGAGGCGGCCAGUUAUUGAACGAGUGGGUUGUGGAUAAAUUUCAGUUACUGGCCAUUUUCCUUAUACUGAAAAUGAGUUUUAUUUAUCUGUAAAUAGAAUUCAUUUUUGGAAUAGGUGGCCAGUAAUUGAAAACUGGCUAAUAAUUGGAUUUUCGUACCUUAUAUACUAAAAUGAACUUUGUUCACCUAUAAAUAGAAAUCAAAUUAAGUGGCCAGUAAUUGGGGGGUGGCUAG